AUCCGGCCAAGGCAGAGGCUUUAAAGAAACCGACCUCCGUGGCCUCCGUUCCCUUUCCACCUCAGCAUCUGCCCCAAGUAGGACCGCCGAGAGCAGCACCAAGGGCGGCCCAAAUGGAGGAAAGUAAAGGAAAACUUCGGGCUGGUUGCUUUGGCUACCCACUUAGUAUCUUCUUCAUAGUCAUCAAUGAAUUCUGUGAAAGAUUCUCCUACUAUGGAAUGCGAGCUGUGCUUGUCCUCUAUUUCAAGUUUUUUCUCCACUGGGAUGAUAAUCUGUCUACUGCUAUUUACCACACAUUUGUUGCUCUCUGCUAUCUAACGCCUAUCCUUGGAGCACUCAUAGCUGAUUCCUGGCUGGGAAAGUUCAAGACCAUUAUUUCCUUGUCCAUUGUGUACACAGUCGGGCAAGCAGUCUUAUCGAUAAGUUCCAUAAAUGACUUGAUGGAUGGAAAUCACGAUGGUGCUCCAGAUGACAUAAACAUUCCCAUAGCUUUCUCUAUGAUUGGUUUGGUCCUUAUUGCUCUGGGAACUGGUGGCAUCAAACCAUGUGUUGCAGCCUUUGGGGGAGAUCAGUUUGAAGAAGACCAGGAAAAACAAAGAAGCAGGUUCUUCUCUAUAUUUUAUCUUUCUAUUAAUGCUGGAAGCCUUCUUUCUACUAUCAUCACCCCAAUGCUUAGAGGAGUGGAAUGUGGAAUUCACGACAAACAAAAAUGUUAUCCGCUGGCAUUUGGUGUUCCUGCUGCCCUAAUGGCUAUUGCACUGUUUGUGUUCAUAGCUGGAAGCAGAAUGUACAAGAAAGUGAAACCGGAAGGCAACAUCAUGGUCCAAGUUGGUAAAUGCAUUUCGUUUGCUAUUCGAAAUAGAUUUAAACAUCGCAGCAAACAAUUUCCCAAGAGAGAACACUGGUUGGACUGGGCUACUGAAAAGUAUGGCAAACGGCUUAUUACUGAAGUUAAGAUGGUCUUGAAAGUUUUGUUUCUAUACAUUCCUCUUCCUAUGUUUUGGGCCCUUUUUGAUCAGCAGGGAUCUCGAUGGACAUUGCAAGCCACAACUAUGGAUGGAAAUUUUGGUUCUGUUCCGAUUCAGCCAGACCAGAUGCAGACUGUAAACCCAAUUCUCAUUGUAAUCAUGGUCCCCAUUGUAGAUGCUGUUAUUUACCCGUUAAUUAAAAAGUGUCACAUAAAUUUCACGCCUCUGAGAAAGAUGACGGUUGGCAUGGUACUGGCAGCUUUGGCAUUUGUUGUUGCUGCUGUGGUACAAAUUGAAAUUGAUAAAACUCUUCCAGUCUUUCCUUCAGAAAACCAGUUUCAAGUCAAAAUAAUAAAUCUGGGAGACACUAAAGCAAACAUUGCUACUGCUGGAAAGAACAUUGCCUUGAGUCCAUUUAAUGCGACGGAAUAUAUUACAUAUGAAAUGAAGACAUCAAACAAUAUUGACAUAUCGUAUCUAAAUGGUUCUCUAACAAAAAAAAUGAUUAAUAUGGAGAAACAACGCCACACUCUUGUAAUAAAAAAUAAACCCAAAAUUGAAGCAAAGCUGUUUAUAGAUGGCAUCACGGAAAAACCAGAACAAGGCAAUAAUAUGAUCAGAUUUAUAAACAGUUUGGAUUCAAUCAUUAAUAUCACUAUGGGUGAUGUGGCCUUUGGAGAGGUGAUGAAUUUCUCAGUCACCAACUACGCUGCUUUUCCAAUUGGAUCAAAAAAUAUUACUGCUAAAAUUGAUAAUAAAAAGUGUACAGUUCCAUCCAUGUCAUUUGGUUAUGGCAGUGCUUACACUAUUAUAGUCACAGGGUGUACUGACGAGAAACUAAACAUUAAAUACAUUGAAGAUAUUCAAGCCAACACAAUCAAUAUGGCAUGGCAAAUCCCCCAGUAUUUCAUUAUUACUUGUGCUGAAGUUGUCUUCUCAGUGACUGGACUUGAAUUUUCAUAUUCACAGGCACCUACCAACAUGAAGUCUGUGCUGCAAGCUGGCUGGCUACUGACUGUGGCCUUUGGCAAUAUCAUUGUUCUUAUUAUAGCUGGUGCUUCAAAACUCGAUGAACAGUGGGCAGAAUAUGUUCUUUUUGCAGCAUUGUUGUUUGCAGUUACUAUAAUUUUUGCUAUUAUGGCCUAUUUUUACACCUAUGUGGAUCCAGCUGAGGUUGAAGCGCAGUUUGCAGAAGAAGAGAAGAAGAAGAAAGAAAAAGAUCAACUGGAAAAAGAGAAACACAUAUAUGAAAAUGAAGUUGGAUCUGAGCUACAAACUAAGAUGUGAAAAUAUGUUUGAAAUCAGAAUAAGAAUGUAAAUUAACAGGCAAAACAUUUCACCUGAAGCUUGAGAUUCAUAAGUGACAAGCUGGAUAAACUGUCUAAUUGAACAGGAAAGAGUAAAGAGUAUCAUAAAAUGAACACCCAUGCCUGUGGCUGAAGAUUAAGAAAUCAGUUCUCCUGUGAAGAACAGAGAUUUUCAUUUUCUUAGUCAGCAGGUUGCACUUAGAUAAAAUCUGAAUCUAGUUGCACUUGGCCAUUGUGAAAAGACAUUCAGAGUAUUAUUUUUAUACAGAACUACUUUAAUUUUAUAUGGAAGAAAGUAAAUACUCGUAGCAAAUAGACAUUUAUGUCUCCUGCUAUACAUAGGCCCAAUGAUUUGCAAGUUUUUAUGCUGCCGUACCUAUAAUGUUUAUGUUAUAUAUACACUUUUUCCUGGAGACCGAUCUGAGCCAGCUAAAUGUUUACAGUCAGGUACUGCACUAGACACCUUAAUUUUCUGCCAAAGGAUUUUGCCAAGCCUAACUUUAUACAGCUGCUGUGGUUGUGAUGGGGAAAGAAGAAAAUUGCAUUGUGAGACAAUUAAGGCAAGUGAAAUAAAACUUGGUUCUUACCAUUACAGUCCAAGCUUUCUUUUUCAGAAGAAGAUAAUCUGGCUUUAUCUUUCGUUAUUAUCCAUUUGCAGGCAGUGGACUUUUGAAUAACAUAAUUAAAGCUCUACCCUGCUACACUUCAUUUGAAUUGGUUGGGAGUUGUAGUGAAGAAGCUGCAAGGGCUUCUUUUUAAAUAUAAAAUUCAUUCAUUUAAUAUUACAUUCAGACCAGUCCUCAUUUCUGUUUAAACUAAUGUUGCUCCAUCCUUGAAGAGAGAAAGAGAUUUAUCACACCAGAUCACACACAUCACACAGUAAUUUAGAGUGGCUUAGAUUGUCAAAAUAAAACAACGAGUGGGGGCUGAUCAUAGAAUUACUGCCAUAUUUCCAGGUUUUAUUUUUAUAUCUCUGAAUGGGGAGUCUCCAGAACAUUUUUCUUUGUACAGUUCAGGUGUGGAUGUUGAGUGCGGCUGCCUUAGCAAGAAUUUGUGACGAAUACAUAAGCCACCCAAAGUCAUCAGGUGUGAGUUGGACACGCAUAUAAGUUUGUUUAAUAAAUAAAUACCUAUACAGGUAAUCCUUAUGACCAAAGUUACAUAGGUUGCAGCUUCCCCUUAGUGACGUGAUCAUGAUCUGGACAUUUGGCAACCCAUUCUUAAAAUAGGUUGCCAGUGCCUCACAAUCAUAUAAUUGCCAUUUAGAAUUUUCCCCAGAAAGUGAAUGGGGGAAGCUGGCAUGAAAGGUCAAAAGCUACCGCCACCUGCUGAGAGGAUUUCCUCUCAUCUCUGGGGACUGGCUGAAAAAGGCCAUGCCAAAAUUCAAGUAGAAUUUUCAGACUCUGGGCAUCACAAAAAAUGGACUCUACAACAUCCUUCAUCUUCCCUAAUCUUGAUGCAGUUGUAAGUUUUAUAUAUUUUAUACAUUAGUAAUAGCAUGAUGUUAAGUCCAAGAUAUUAACAGAUUUUUUUUCAUUAGCUACCAAAUCUGGACUGCAAAAAUUCAGAUGACCACUAGAUGGAAGCAGAGCUAGGUUUUCUUAUCUUAUCUCCUACUAUCAUCUAGAGCAGGGGACUCCAACCUUUUGGACCUCAGGGACCACCAAAUUCAUAAUUUUAAAUCCCGUGGACCACUGGGAGAGUGAGGCUCAGCUGCCUUUUGGGCCUACCUCUCUGCUUCUGCAAGGCCUCCAGGUAGGAGACCCAAGAGAAAGCGCCUGCUCAAGGCACAUAGCCUGGAAACCUCUUAUGUUCCUUCUCUCAAGAAGCUUGGUCAAUCUGAGUGAAGGAAAACAAAGACGGGCAGAGUGACGGUGGCUUGCUAAUGUUGGUGGGAAAGUUGGUCCCAUAUUCCAGAGCUUUAGUAGUCACAGGACUGGCCCUUUGGUCAUGCACACGGGUGGAGGAGUUGAUCCAGGAUGACCAAAGGGCCAGUCCUGUGACUACUACAGCUCUGGAAUAUGGGACUGGCCACGUUGGGGCUGGAAAUCUCUGCUAUAGGGGGUGGCAUGUGCAAUGUGCAACUUUGCAGGUAGUGCAAUGUGCAAAAAGGAGCGCAGCCCUUGCCGGAACGAGUAAUGAUGCUGUAGUGGCGGGCGGGCAGGGUGGCCCAAGUGGCGAUGGCUGGAAGGUGCAGGAGCAAAGUGCUACUUGCAUUUGCAAGGCAUCAGCAUUCCACCUUUGCCACAGUAUAUUUGCACCAGCUGGUGGCCCCAAGGCAGCCCUCAUCUCCUGCUGCUUGUGGUUACCGCAUCCAGGAAGCAGUACAGCAGAAAGAAGCAGCCAGAGUCAAUCCUGGCUUUGGUUCCAUUGCGGACGCUAGAUCAGCCCCCUGCAAGGAGGGGAGCUUGAGUGAACUUUCCCGCACUGCUCGCGCUUCACUGCUUUGACUCCCAGGGACAGGAUAGGGUCCUUCAGGCAGUUAGCUUGGUUGCCUGUUAGCAGAGAGAAGUGCCCGGGAUCAACCCUAGCUUUGCUGUCCAUUGCCGCUAGAAAUCUCAAAUAUGGCUGAGAAUUAAUAUUUCUCUUGUAGCCAGCCUGGAUGCUAGAUCAGCCCCCUGCAAACUCUCAUCUCUUGAAGAGCGCUCGCUGAAGUGCAAUAUAAAAAAAUGCAAAGAUUUCUCUGUGGACCAGGCAAAUGAAAUAACGUAGGUUUUUUUCCCCCCCGGUCCGCAACUGCCCGGGUUGGGUUCCCGGGACCGUUCGGGCUGGAUCUGCAGCGGAGGCGGGAGUCGGCCAAGGUCGCCCUCUGCAGCAAAGGCGGCGAGAAGAGAGCAGGAAGCGGCCCAGCCCUCCUCCUCCACCUCCUUCCAGCUCGCGGCCGUUCAAGGGCUCUCGCUCCGCCUUCCUCCGGCCGCGGGUCAGCGAGGGGCAAGCAGGAAUCGGGAGGACGGAGCCGUUGCCCGCAUUAAGAGGGCAAAGCCUCUCCGGUCGGCUCUCGCAGAAGUCGCAGGCGGCCUUCCCUUACAAUCUCCCCCCCCCACCCCCCGCGGCCCUUCAGGUCGCAGGGAGCGCCAA
Ahaetulla prasina is the source of this 5353-nucleotide messenger RNA. RefSeq names its product solute carrier family 15 member 1 (gene SLC15A1). The transcript is spliced from 23 exons. Gene Ontology annotation, cellular component: membrane. NCBI's taxonomy places the organism in Eukaryota, Metazoa, Chordata, Lepidosauria, Squamata, Colubridae. Gene Ontology annotation, molecular function: dipeptide transmembrane transporter activity. Bases 114 to 2255 code for a protein of 713 amino acids. The record is from RefSeq and is a predicted model, not a curated record. Gene Ontology annotation, biological process: oligopeptide transport; transmembrane transport.